UAACCCGUAGUUGAGAAUUGAUAAGUCGCACGAUUUAUAAAUAAUCUUAAGAACGUAAUUCAUGCUUAUAAAAUUUCAUUAUUCCAACAACAGAAGAUAGUUUCGAAGAAAUUUUAUUGAUAUGACUACUCCACGCUAAAUCAGAAGAUAGUAGCAAUCCUAGAUAGUUUACCUCCUCUUUUUCUGCGAUCUGCGAACCGUGCAGUUGUAACGGUUGCAAAGACAACGCUUUUUUACGAUUAUAUCGCGAUGAAAAUGUUAUUGCCUCACAUUUAGCCACAUUUCGUGGGAUGUACCAUUUCUCUGACCAUUCUUGUACUUUUUUUAAAUCUCUAUUCAUGGUUUGUGCACAAAUAGUUGAAUCUCUAUGAUUUUUUUAAAAGAUGUGCCGCGAUAUACUGUACAAAAUCAUACCUAAACUUUAAUUUCAGAACGUCAAUCAAGAAAACUAAGCAAAUUAUACGAAAAGCGAGAACAAUGGAAACUUUCUAAGCUCACAAACAAUUUCUUGUGUUUGAACGUCUUUCAUAUACGAUUCUCAAUGAAAUCGACGCGUUUAAACGCAAUCGCUAUAAUUUCCAACAACUCAAUGCAUUUAAACGAAUUAAAUCACUUUUCGUGAGGGUGAGAGUCUCGCUUUAUUUUGGUACCAUUAGAGAGAGCGUCAAAAGUUGAGUAUGUCCCGAUCUCUUUCGAGCUGGAACAUCCAGUAGGAAAAAAAUCAGAGGAUCGAUAGUUUUCGUACCAGUUCAUUUUCUAUGCAUUUUUCGAGUUUUUAUAGGUUAAUAAUUUGUUAAAAACUCAAGAUUUUCUAGAUUUUCUUGGCAGAUUCUAGAAGCUGACACUCCGGGGAAUCCGAAUAUGUGUCUUUCAAGGUCUGGAACAGCUUCUAUAGGUUUGCAGAGGCGCGAAAACUAUUAAAAGCAGUUUUUGUCAUCUUUCAAUAGAUGGCGCUUUUCUUAUACAAAACUUGAUUUUGGGCAAGGCCAUAUUCGUGAUCAGCGUGAAAUUCUGCGUCGAAUGAAGUAUAAUUUAAUUAUUUUAGAGGAAAAAAAGUUUUCGAGAUUAUCCAGAUCCCCCUUUGCCAUGAAAAUUUUCGAAAAAAAUGAAAGUGCAUUUUUUGAAAAUCUGAGUCGACAGUUUUGUCCAGAAUUCAUUGCUGAUUCCAAAAAUAUAUAAUUCAUGAUGUAUUGUCUGGGGUCGCAAAGUGACCUUAUCGGCCCGCCUCGUUUUUCAAUAGCGUUUUUCUACAUGCAGUUUUCAGAAAAAAAUUGAAAUCACGAAAGUGAUAUUUAUUAUGAGUAAAAACGCAUUGUGAAGACGAACGGUGUGAAAUGUGGGUAAAAAAUGGGCCAAAAAUAGAUCAUGCUGCUUAUUGUAUCGCAUUUUUGGUCACAUUGCGCGGUUGUCUUCAAUCAUUUAUAGGUCAGUUUGUUUGUAGAAAAUUAUUUUCUCUAAAAAAUACAAGACAGCAAUUCUUAGUCUUUCUAAAUAUGUUUGAGCGUGUUUCGAUUGAAACGUUUGUUUGAUAUUUCUUAAGUUCAGAUUUAAUUUCUAAAAGUUUUUUUUCUCUUUCGAAUGAGAUAUGACUCAAUGAUAUGGAACAAAGUAUAUGGUUAUUCCAACGAACAUUCUAGAGUAUGUGGUUUUAUGAAAGAAAAAGUAUUGGAACCUUUUUAGAAAAUUCAUAGCUGAGGAGAGCAAGGUAUAAAAGUAUGAAUUUGAAGCUAACUUGAAUUGAAUGUAUUAUCUAGUGGGCAUGUUUUUAGGGAAAAGUAUUAUUUAGUCAUGUUAUGCUAUUUUUUGAUGUAUCUACGGACGUUCUCUAAAUUGAUGAUCUCAAUUAGUUUUUUUUGCGUAUUUCGUUUUACUUCUUUACUUACUUUAUAGGUAGAUUUCUAUUAAAUUUUCAGCUGUGGCGUCCAGAGAUGUAGAGCGAUUUAUAUGCAAUACGAGUCAGAAUGAUCAUACGGUUGACGAUCCUAACACAUCUACGCGAAUAAAAAUAACAGAAUCAGCAAACGCUGUCGUACCAAGCGCUGGCCCACCAAUCGCUGUCCCACUAAUCGCUGAUGAAGAACGUCAACUGAUGAUGAUAUUACCGAUUUUGAUAUCGACGUUAUAUGCAACAGCUGCAUGGUAUCAUUAUAUAACACAGAAUGGAUAUAUGGAUUUCUUUGCUACCGUUAGUAUUAUAUUUUUUUGUCUGCACUAUUCGGUUUUAUUUAACUCAAAAUCACAUCUCGUACUUUAUCAAACUGCAUUAUUUAUAUUCAUCGUCGGUGGUGAUAUUGGAUAUAUUUUAUUUUACUUUAUGCAGGAGGACACUUCAAUUCGUAAUAUUCAUAUUAUAUGCUAUUUUACACAUUUGUUUUAUAUUGGCGGUUUGUAUUCGGAAAUGGAAUAA
Molecule: messenger RNA, 2407 nt
Organism: Didymodactylos carnosus
Lineage: Eukaryota; Metazoa; Rotifera; Eurotatoria; Philodinida; Philodinidae
Source: the annotation of a GenBank genome assembly